Molecule: messenger RNA, 716 nt
Organism: Oreochromis niloticus (Nile tilapia)
Lineage: Eukaryota; Metazoa; Chordata; Actinopteri; Cichliformes; Cichlidae
Product: testin-2-like
Exons: 6
Coding region: 1-450 (149 amino acids)
Biological process (GO): proteolysis
Molecular function (GO): cysteine-type peptidase activity
Source: RefSeq, a predicted model, not a curated record
AUGUACACAACUUAUUCUUCACCUAUUAAACACCUUGCUCAACUCACGGUGUCUUUUUCUCGGACUCCUUCGUCUGAGCUCACUCUUUUUACCCCGGCGUCUCAACCGGAAUGUUACGAGAUCUUCAUAGACCCAAAACGGAUCCACCAAAAUUCAUGCUUUAUUAAAGGAGUGUAUGAUGAGCCUGCAUGCAGCAAUGAAACGUACUCCCGUGCUGUGCAGGUUGUGGGUUAUGGUACUGAGAAUGGAAAUGACUACUGGCUGGUCAAGAACAGCUGGGGUAUUAACUGGGGAGAGCAGGGAUAUAUUAAGAUGAGCAGGAACAAGAACAAUCAGUGUGCAAUUGCUACUAUAGCAAGCUACCCUCUGGUCUCAAGAGGCGGUCCUGCACUUUCCUCAGUGAGGUGGAAACCAGUGGUGCUUAUUUUCUUUAUGUAUUUAAUUAGGUAAUUAAUUAAUUAAUUAGCAAGUUUUGUAAUAACAUAUUGUUUUGUUUCUGGUGUGUUGUUGUUGAUUAGGGGUAUAACUCUUUAAAAGUUAUCAAUAAAUGUGGGGGGAAAAAAAUGUUGCACACUGAAAUAUAAAAAUUUCCUUGUGUGUUUUUCAGUGUGUUGGUGAUGUGUGGUUUUUAGCACGCAUUUUUCAGAGAGAGAUAUUUUGCAUCUGUGUGCACAGUUUUCUGCAGACUUUUGUGUUCCCCAAAGAAUAAAACCUGC